Spizellomyces punctatus DAOM BR117 is the source of this 519-nucleotide messenger RNA. RefSeq lists its product as uncharacterized. Gene Ontology annotation, molecular function: RNA cap binding. The transcript has 4 exons. Gene Ontology annotation, cellular component: Lsm1-7-Pat1 complex; P-body. The record is from RefSeq and is a predicted model, not a curated record. Lineage: Eukaryota; Fungi; Chytridiomycota; Chytridiomycetes; Spizellomycetales; Spizellomycetaceae. Gene Ontology annotation, biological process: deadenylation-dependent decapping of nuclear-transcribed mRNA. Bases 50 to 460 code for a protein of 136 amino acids.
AGCUAUUGGCGAAUGAAACGAGCCUGGAUGGAUUUACCUUGUGAACUUCAUGGAUAACUUUUUACCCGGUUCAGCCAGUCUUGUGGACUGCGUAGACAAGAAGUUACUAGUAAUACUACGUGACAGCAGGAAACUUAUAGGAUGGCUCCGCUCAUAUGAUCAGUUUGCGAAUCUAGUAUUGCAGGAUACCGUGGAAAGAACGUAUGUUGGUGAUUCUUAUGGAGAAGUAUAUCGAGGCAUAUUCGUAAUUCGGGGAGAAAAUGUGGUCCUAUUGGGUGAAAUUGACAAGGAGAAGGAGGCAGCGGCAAUAGGAAUGCUGCGACAGUUACCCGUGGAGGAAAUUAAAGAGCUGCACAAGCGAGAGAUGGACAUAAAAAGGCAAACUGACAAAGCAAGAAGUCGUGUGUUACAGGAAAGAGGGUUCAGUGUGGAUGGCCAGGAGCAGAAUGAUCAAUAUUAAAUUCCAUCCAUAAUAAUUAACAAAUAUCCAAAGAUAUCCAAAAACUGUUAAGCCUCCUC